UUGAAGCUUCAGCUUUCUUUGGAUUGAAUAAAUUAAAGUUAUUGUAUAUGAAACAAAACUUAUUAACAGAUAUAAAAAUGAACACAUUUUUUGGUUUAGAAAAGUUGACACUAUUAGACGUGACUGAGAAUCCACUUGUCCACAUCGAGGCAGGGUCAUUUUCACAUCUUGGCAGUCUGAGCCAAGUGUCUCUUGGAAACCUACGCCUCCCUCCAUCACAGACGAUGAUCAAGCUGAAUCUGUCAGAAAUCUUCAGCAGCAGCCUUAGUCAGCUGACUCAGCUGAACAUUAAUUCAGGUGUGAGGCCAAUGCAGCUGGUGGUUGGGGCUUCUGUUUCCUCCAAUCAGAACCUGAGUCUCCAACUGAAGGGUCAGACUGUGACAUUUGAGGACUGUGACGGGCCAUUCUUUGAGUCUGUGGUCCAUCUGAAAGCUGACACAGAGCAGAUCCUUUGUGGAUCAGAAUUCAUAGGAAGGUUCUUCCAGUCUUUGGAGACAUUUGAGUUUAGGUCCAAGCUCUCAGCAAAAAGUAUAGAUUUGACACAAUUGAAUAAGAUGGUUCACUUGAGGAAGCUGAUUUUGACAGAGGUGGAUCUUUCAUAUCAGACCUCCGCUGACGCUAUUGUCCACAAUCUGACCAAAUUGGAGGAACUGAAACUUUUGGCAUGUAGGUUAAACAUCUUGGAGGGUAGUUUAACGAAAGACCUUAGAUCUUUAAGAACAUUCUUUGUGCAUAUGAGAAACAUCUAUAAUGUGAUCUAUAGCUUCACAGAACCUCUAGUUAGUCUAAAAUACAUAAAGUUUGAGGAUUUUGAGACUUUCUGCAGUUGUGACAAUGCCUGGCUUGUUCCCUGGGCAAAGACUCAGAAACAGAUUGAAGUGAUUAUAAAUCCCUUAGAGGCAGAAGAAUUUGAUGUAAACAGUCUUAAAUGCUUGUCAUACAAUGGGAUGGACAGAAUUAACUUCCUCAAGUACUCAGAGGCCAACUGCAGUGCAGAUCCUGGCUUUCUACUGUUUCUUGCCACCAGCCUCGGGGUCCUGUUGUUCAUGCUGGUGGUGCUGCUCCACAACCUGGCUGGUCACUACCUCCUCCCCCUCUACCACAUCACCCUGGGCUGGCUGUCUGAGGCCACGCGCUCCAAAAGCAGACGGCGCUACAACUAUGACGCGUUCGUGUCCUACAGCGGAAAGGACGAGCGCUGGGUGGUGGAGGAGCUGCUGCCCAACCUGGAGCAGAGAGGACCUCCUUUCCUGCGCCUCUGUCUGCACAGCAGGGACUUCCAGCUGGGGAAGGACAUUGUGGAGAACAUCACCGAGAGCCUCUACCGGAGCCGUCACACCCUCUGCUUGGUCAGCCGCCACUACCUCCACAGCAACUGGUGCUCCCUGGAGAUGAGGCUGGCCACCUGCCGUCUGCAGGCCGAGCACAGGGACGUGCUCAUCCUGGUCUUCCUGGAGAAGAUCUCCCCUCGCCGGCUGUCCGUCCAUCACAGGCUGGCACGGCUGGUAAAGACUAGGACCUAUCUAGACUGGCCCCAGGAACCAGGUCAGCAAGAGGCCUUCUGGGUCAAACUGUGGACUAAACUGAAACCUCCAACCCAAGACUGACAUUUCUAGUAGUACUUUUCAAAUCAACUACUGUUUUGGGGGUUAGGGUUUGGGUUAGUGUUAGGGAUGAG
Molecule: messenger RNA, 1678 nt
Organism: Osmerus eperlanus (European smelt)
Lineage: Eukaryota; Metazoa; Chordata; Actinopteri; Osmeriformes; Osmeridae
Product: toll-like receptor 13
Exons: 1
Coding region: 48-1607 (519 amino acids)
Biological process (GO): toll-like receptor signaling pathway; immune response; inflammatory response
Cellular component (GO): plasma membrane
Molecular function (GO): protein binding; transmembrane signaling receptor activity
Source: RefSeq, a predicted model, not a curated record